Messenger RNA from Alligator mississippiensis (American alligator), 1661 nucleotides. RefSeq names its product MAPK regulated corepressor interacting protein 1 (gene MCRIP1). NCBI's taxonomy places the organism in Eukaryota, Metazoa, Chordata, Crocodylia, Alligatoridae. The coding region runs from base 89 to 373 and encodes 94 amino acids. The transcript has 4 exons. The record is from RefSeq and is a predicted model, not a curated record.
UCAGGUGAGGGGGGCGCGGCCCCGAUCCCGGCCCGGCCCCGCGCGCGGCCCCGUCGCAGCCCGCCCGCGAGCACGCGCCGCCGCCGCCAUGGCCAGCUCGCCGGUGCCGCGCGUGGUGUACGGCGGGAAGCGCAGCGGGGGCGCGCGCUCGCCCAGCUCCAGCGACCUCUUCACGCCCGCGCACGAGGAGAACGUGCGCUUCAUCCACGAGGCCUGGCAGUGCGUGGAGCGAGACCUCCGCAUGUCGGGCAGCGAGCGGGGCCUGGUGGAGGAGUACGUGGAGAAGAUGCCGAACCCCAGCCUGAAGGCGUUCAAACCCUUCGACCUGAGCGACCUGAAGAGGAGGAACGCGCAGGAUGCCAAGAAGUCCUAAGGCAGAGGCGCGGCGCGGCCGGCGGGUGCUGGUCUCCUGAGGUCCUCCAGCAGAUUUACCUUGGCUGCUUUGUGUUGGUUUCCUCCUGGUCUGUGCUUCCCCGGGAGAGGCGGGCGGCUUCGGCCAGGCUCUGGCGCUGCCCGAGGAGGAACUACUCUGAGGCUGCCCGGAGCCUGUCGUGAUGGAUCUGGGCAUCUUCCCUGUAGCUCCCCCCAGCCUCCUGCUGCCUUUCUCCCCCUUGCGUUGGCCGUGAGGUCGCCCCCUCUCUCUCCCGGCCCCGGCGCUGCUCUGUUGGUCGUGGAGUGCCCCGGCCUCUCCAGCUUGGGAGGUCAGAGUGAGGUGGCCUUGCUGUGGCAGCAGGGCUGGGUCUAGCUCCUCGCUCCCCCAGCUUCCACGGACCAGGUCUGGCUGGGGAGAGGGCAGGGAGGCCCGGAGAGCUGCGGGGAAGGUGCUGAGCUCUGCCUGGUGCAGAGGCAGGGGCAAGCUGCCCCGAUUCGGCACCAGGAGGCUUGGAGACCUCCUUGCGGCCUGGCUGCUGGCAGGGGCCGCCUUGCCCUCCCCACAGCCCCUGCUGCCUGGCUCGGCGCUGCCCAGGCAGAGGAGCCGGCAGUAAGGAUCGGGUUUGUCCCCAGUGCUAGAGCUGGGCCAGGUGCGACCUGGAGUACUGAGGUGGAGCUGCUCCCUGCCAGGCCCCACGUGAGAUGGGAUGUCAGCGUCGGCACCUGUGCCGAGCCCCAGGGGCCAUUCCAGCAGCGGCUUCAGGCCCAUCUCUGCCCAGCAGCCCUGGCAGCUCUGCGGCAGGGGGGCUGGCUCCGCUGCGGGAGGCUGCUUCCUUCCACCUGCUUGUCUGCGUGCCAUCUCCUGGCUUCGUACCAGAGCGGCCCCCACUCCCCUGUCUCUGCCUGCCCUGGCGCAGAGGCAGCUCAGUGCCGAGACACCGCUGCGUCAGGCACCGGGCAGCUCGGGAGGCAGCAGCCUGUGGCUCAUUCUCCCCGGGGUCUGGGAAGUGCCAGGCUGGGUGCUCUCAGCAUGGCCCCGCUCGCAGCCAGGCGGAAGGUCUCUGCUGUCAUCCAUGGUGAAGCAAGGGGGCUGUGGCUGCUGCGGCCUGGGCUGGCAGCUCUGGGCCUGGCAGGGCCAAGUGCUCUGCCGGGCACGGGUGCAGGCAGGAGUGGCGGUGGCUGUCGCCUACCCUGGUUGCGCAGGUCUGAGCCGUGCCGAUCCCUUCGUUUUGUUGUCUGUCACUUGAGGAGUCUUGUAAAUAAAAGCUGGUUCCUCCUUUUGAGCCCAA